AUGGAGUCCAGGAACAUGGCAAUAGGAAUUGUUCUCUUAGUUCAGAGUGUACUUGGAAUUCUGGGAAAUGUCUCCCUUCUUUUCUACUCUUUAAUACUUUACUACAAGGAAUGCACGUUACAGGUAGUAGACAUGAUUCUUACACAUGUGUUCACAUCUAACUCCUUGAUCAUUCUCUCCAAAGGACUUGCCCAGAUAAUGGGAGCCUUUGGCUGGAACCAUGUCUUCAAUGAUGUUGGAUGCAAACAUAUUUUAUAUGUUUAUAGACUUGGCAGAAGCAUGUCCAUCAGCACCACUUGUCUCUUGAGUGUCUUCCAAGCAGUCACUAUCAGCCCAAGAAACUCCUACUGGAAAGAAAUCAAAACGAAAACUACGAAGUUUAUGGGACUGUUACUUUCCCUUUGCUGGAUCAUGUUCCUGCUAGUAAAUAUGUUUUUCUCUGUGUAUACAUCUACCAACAGGAACAGCAAAAAUAAGACACAGAAGAGAGGUUUUGAAUUCUGCCUCUCUCUAGGUCAUGACAAAAUAGUACAUUCAGUGUACACAGCAUUUUGGGUGUUCCCUGAAGUCUUCUUUUCUGUACUCAUUGUAUGUUCCAGCACCUUUAUGAUUGUCACACUUUAUGGACAUAAGAAGAGGGUUCAAUGGAUCCUCAGCACACAUGCUUCCCAAAGAACAUCCCCUGAAAACAAAGCCACACGAAUGAUCCUGAUACUGGUUUGCACCUUUUUAGCUUUUAAUACUCUCUCUUCCAUUUUACAAGGUUAUAUUGCUCUUUCACAUAACUCCAGUUGGUUGGUAAUGAAUAUCACAUCCAUCAUUUCUAUGUGUUUUCCUACUUUAGGUCCAUUUGUGAUGAGUCAUCAUUCCACUUUUUCCAGAUUCUGCUUUACCUAG
This is a messenger RNA of Mastomys coucha (southern multimammate mouse), 897 nucleotides long. Its product is annotated as vomeronasal type-1 receptor 4-like. The record is from RefSeq and is a predicted model, not a curated record. The transcript has a single exon. Gene Ontology annotation, molecular function: pheromone receptor activity. Gene Ontology annotation, biological process: G protein-coupled receptor signaling pathway. NCBI's taxonomy places the organism in Eukaryota, Metazoa, Chordata, Mammalia, Rodentia, Muridae. Bases 1 to 897 code for a protein of 298 amino acids. Gene Ontology annotation, cellular component: membrane.